This is a messenger RNA of Nicotiana tabacum (common tobacco), 576 nucleotides long. Lineage: Eukaryota; Viridiplantae; Streptophyta; Magnoliopsida; Solanales; Solanaceae. The record is from RefSeq and is a predicted model, not a curated record.
AGUUCAACUUCAUCACAUUAUCUUUUAAACACUCACCACUUCUGAGAAAAAAUGUCCUCUAACCAAUAUGUGUCUUCAAAGAAUCGUCUUUUUGAACGUUUGCAAGAACUUGACAUUAGUUUAUUCUACCCUGAAACUUUUAUAUAUGGAGUCCAAUUCUUUAUACAGGAAUUCAAAUUCCUCGAUAUUUUUCUCAGCUUGCAGAUCUUCACUGAUGAACCAAACAGUAUGCUAGAUGUCACUCACAAAGUCCAAGCUCUGUUUCAAGAUGCUCUACUUGACUUUUCUGAAUUACAUCUAGCUGAGUACUUUGAUUUUUGUACCUUUAAGUUACAAAAUGAAAUUUGGUUGAUUAAGAGGGAAAUUAGAUCCAAAUAUUCCUUUCCUAAAAUAUCAUCCUUACCACUUUCAGCCAACAAGGAUGGUAUUGAUAUUCGCAAAUUUGUGACGGAAUUCAUGGAUACUGUGGUGGAGAAUCUUCGUGAUCUAGUGAAGAUUUAUGUUCGCUGUACGUUUCUUAUUGUCCCCGAAACAAUAAUGAAACUUAUAGAUGUUGCGGAAGCCAAAUGUAUAUAG